UUUUUUCACUUUCUUUCACUAGCUGCUACUACUAGUGACCUCUUUUUUCUUUCUUUCAAAAUAAAAAAUUUUGAAAUCUGCAAAAACUUUACGAGACUUCAUUUGAAAAAAAGAAAAGAAAACAAUUAUUUUCUCGGUGUCCAAACAGAAAAGAGAAAAAAAAACGAAGAAGGUGGCGGAUCAAAUGUGAUGGGAAGUGGACUGUCCACCUUCUUCCGCCCUUGCUUGCGACCAAACUCUAACAAAAAUCAAAAUGAACCGUCACCGGACCUUAUAUUCACCGGCGAACACCAUUUGGAUGAAACCCUAGGUCAUUCCUUCUGUUACGCUCGAUCUUCCAACCGUUUUCUAUCUCCGACUACUUCCGAUCGGUUUCUAUCUCCGUCCAACUCUCUCCGCUUCUCUCCUUCGAGAGCUGCUGCCGCCGCCGCCGACGGCGAUACUUGCCGAGCUGAGACUACUUCGUUCAAGUCCAUUUCCGGUGCUUCUGUUAGUGCCAACACUGCUACUCCUAGAACUGUCCUUCAACUUGAUAAUAUUUACGAUGAUGCCAUUGGCUUCUCCUCUUCUGCAGGUGGUGGAGUUAAGAGCAGUAUUGUUAACCUUGAUGGCUUCGAGAGCACGUCGUCUUUUAGUGCUCUUCGGUUACAGCCUGUGCCACGUGGCGGCGAGGGAUUUUUCAUGUCUGGUCCUAUAGAGCGGAGUGCCGUAUCCGGUCCACUUGAUGCUAACUCCUCAGGUGCCGAUAAUUGCGGGGGUCGGGUCCCUUUCUCUGCUCCAUUAGGUGGCACUUAUGUAAAAAAGAAAAGAAGGAAGGGUAUAACGGGAAUUAAGAAACGCCCCUGGGUUGUACCGGUAUUAAAUUUCGUGAACCGGAGAGAAAAUUCGAGCUCUGGAUAUACUGAUGUGAUUGAGCAGAGAGAGGAGAGUAAUGUGCAAUGGGCGUUAGGGAAAGCAGGGGAGGAUCGGGUGCAUGUGGUUGUAUCGGAGGAGCAAGGGUGGCUGUUUGUUGGGAUUUAUGAUGGUUUUAACGGCCCUGAUGCACCUGAGUUCUUGAUGGGUAAUCUUUAUAGAGCUGUUUAUAAUGAACUUCAAGGUUUAUUUUGGGAAAUUGAAGACCCCCAUGAUACUACUUUAGUAACAGCAAGUAAUGUAGUAGAGAAUAGUGACAGUAUAAUUGACCCAUCUCUAGAUGUGAAUUCAAACUCAAUUGGUGAAAUAGAAUCAAAUUUAGUUCAAGAAAUUGCAGCUAAACCUAAUCCAUCGGAUGAAUCGGUUAUCGAAAGGACGAAAAGGGUUACAUUUCAAUCGGAGGGGACAUCCGAAAUUACACGCAGAAAACGGCUAUGGGAAUUUCUAGCCGAAGAAGACAUGAAAGACGGGCUUGAUCUUUCGGGGUCAGAUAGAUUUGCCUUUUCGGUUGAUGAUGCAAUUAGUGUUGGAAAUACAGGCCCUGCUGCAAAUAGAAAGUGGUUAUUGCUGUCGAAAGUGAAAGAAGGGUUUUCAAAACAUAGGGAUAAGAAGAAUUUGUUUCCCUGGAAGUUUGGAUUGCAAGGGAAGGAAGAGAAGGUGGAGACUACGAGUAGAGUGGAGGAGGAGACGGUUCUGCAUAGGAAAAGAAAGGUGGGACCUGUGGAUCAUGAAUUGGUAUUAAGGGCAUUAUCAAGGGCACUGGAGAUGACUGAAUCAGCGUACUUGGAUAUGACUGAUAAGGUGUUGGAUACAAAUCCUGAGCUGGCAUUGAUGGGUUCAUGUUUAUUAGUGGUAGUGAUGAGGGAUGAGGAUGUAUAUGUGAUGAAUGUGGGUGAUAGUAGAGCAGUUGUUGCACAGUAUGAGCCCCAAGUGGUUGGCCCUAGUAUUACUGAUAAAGAGUUGACCAUGGAAGGAGCGGCUGAGGGUCCUGCUCAGACAAUGAGGUUGACUGCAUUGCAGCUGUCUACUGAUCACAGUACAAGCAUUGAAGAAGAAAUAAUACGAAUUAAGAAUGAACACCCAGAUGACAGCCAAUGUAUUGUCAAUGAUAGAGUAAAAGGUCGUCUAAAAGUUACGAGAGCAUUUGGUGCUGGAUUUCUCAAACAGCCCAAAUUUAAUGAUGCAUUGUUGGAGAUGUUCCGGAACGAGUAUAUGGGCACCGCACCAUAUAUAUCAUGCUUGCCUUCUCUACGUCACCAUCAACUGUGUCCAAGAGAUCAAUUCGUAGUCCUAUCAUCCGAUGGACUUUAUCAGUAUCUUACCAAUCAGGAAGUAGUUUCUUAUAUUGAAAAUUUCUUUGAGAAGUUUCCUGAUGGAGACCCAGCGCAGCACCUGAUAGAGGAGCUUCUUUCUCGGGCAGCAAAGAAAGCUGGAAUGGAUUUUCAUGAAUUGCUAGACAUCCCACAAGGAGACCGCAGAAAGUACCAUGACGAUGUUACUGUUAUGGUGAUUUCUCUUGAAGGAAGAAUCUGGAAGUCAUCAGGAAAGUACCUUUAAAAUCUUUAUACAUUAGCAUCUAAAGUCUAAACUUGCGACCACCUAGUUGAGUUUUCUGCAAGCACUCAAGGGAGGUUUUUAAGGGUGAUCCAUUUUUCAUGGGUCAUAAACAUAUCUACACAGUUAACAAGGGCAAGUCUAAGUGAUGUUAGCCAAGACUAAUGCUAGGUUAGCCGAUAAAUGUCGCCACUGGGGAUUGAUUCUGCAGAUGUGGUCGGUAGGAAAUGCUCCUUAGGUAUUAAAGGAUCAAAAAGAAAAGAAUCAUUUUUUUGUUUGUUUCAUUGGUAGUCUUUGCAUCAGAUAGGCGCCUUUCGUAUUUUCUUUAAUUUUUUUUAAUCUUUUAGAGCCGAAGUCCCGAGGGGAAAAGGGUUCGUUGUAAUAUGGUGGGGGUAUACUGAACUCGAACAUUAUCUAGUCUUAAAAGUGAGCUCUGUAAUUUUGAAGGUGAAUUCUCGCCACUGCGGUUUAAAAGAGUUGAUUUUUCUUCGUCCAA
Molecule: messenger RNA, 2962 nt
Organism: Mercurialis annua (annual mercury)
Lineage: Eukaryota; Viridiplantae; Streptophyta; Magnoliopsida; Malpighiales; Euphorbiaceae
Product: protein phosphatase 2C 29
Exons: 4
Coding region: 190-2469 (759 amino acids)
Biological process (GO): protein dephosphorylation
Molecular function (GO): protein serine/threonine phosphatase activity
Source: RefSeq, a predicted model, not a curated record